AUGAAAUUAGAAAUAAGAAUUGAUAACAUCGUUACUAAAAUAAUAGCAGCAGUCACAAAAUCAUUAUGUUGUUCAUGUAUACUAAGGCAGGAUUGGAUUCAGAAAUAUGAUGCAACAAUUGCAACAAAAUAUGUACAAAUAGCGACCAAAAAAGGAAAAGCUACUGUUAAGAUUGAUCAAGACAGCGUUGAUCUACCUGUUCAGCUAUUAAAAACAAUUCCAAUUAAACUAUAUCAUGAAGUGGUCGUUCAUGCCGUUGUUCCAGUAUCACAAACUAAUCAAUUGAUAUUUCAACCGACUAAUAACAACCUUGCUAUUAUUAUGCCGCAUGCAUUACUACACGUUGAUCAAUAUUUAACAACAUUAACAAUAUAUAAUCCUAACAAUCGCAAUUGUAUACUGUCAAAAAACACGUUUUGGGGCACCGUCAAAUAUUGA
Messenger RNA from Didymodactylos carnosus, 438 nucleotides. NCBI's taxonomy places the organism in Eukaryota, Metazoa, Rotifera, Eurotatoria, Philodinida, Philodinidae. The record is from the annotation of a GenBank genome assembly.